Molecule: messenger RNA, 3297 nt
Organism: Athene cunicularia (burrowing owl)
Lineage: Eukaryota; Metazoa; Chordata; Aves; Strigiformes; Strigidae
Gene: CDC42EP1
Product: CDC42 effector protein 1
Exons: 2
Coding region: 384-1637 (417 amino acids)
Source: RefSeq, a predicted model, not a curated record
UCACCCACUGCCCCAUCCAUGACUGGCUCCCACUCACUCAGCAGCAGCAGCAGAAGACAGUGGAUUAACCCCUAAACCCGCAGCCAGACGCAGCUUCCAGAGGCCCCCGCAGCACCAGGGGUGACCCCAGACUCCCCCUGGGGGACACCUCUGCACCACUACUGGGGAUAUACUUGCUGCAGGUGAUUUCAUGGGCGCAACAUAGUGCAGGGAAGCAGGGCGACAGGAACCCUUCCCACCUGCUGAAAGACAAGGUGACGUGAGCAUUGGAGCAGGAGUGAUGGGGAGGCCGGGGAUGUGACAGGCCACCCCAGUGCUGGAAGCCCGGCAAGGACUGGUUCUGAGAGCUUUUUCAAAGGUGGGGGCAAGGUGAAGGGUGCAACAUGAGCCUGGGGAAGCUGCCACUGCUCAGCUGGGUGUCAGGCUCUCAUGGCAAGCGGCGGCUGAAGGCAGAGCUGACGCCAGACAUGAUCAGCCCGCCACUGGGGGACUUUCGGCACACCAUGCACGUGGGGCACGGCGGGGACGUCUUCGGGGACACCUCUUUCCUCAGCAACCAUGGUGGGGCCAACACGGCCAAAACCAACAACUUCUUCACCCGGACGCUGCAGCACGUCCGCCGGACACCGCUGAGGAGCCGGGGCAGCGGGAGUCAAGUGGGAACAUCACCCGCCCCACCAGCUGUCUCACCCAUCAUCAAGAAUGCCAUCUCACUGCCGCAGCUAAAUGAGGGGACAUAUGACAGCAGCAGCAGCCAGGGCUUGACCAGCAAGUUCUCCUUCAAAAGUGCCUCCAACAGCUUCUCCAAAACGCACCAGGCCUAUGGGCUGGAGUCUGGGUUUUGCACCAUCCCUCGAGGCCCUCGCUUGGAAAAGGCCCAAGAGAGCAUCUUUCCUGGGGAAGCAGAGCUGAAGCGCUCGGACUCCCUGCUCUCCUUCCGCCUGGACCUGGGGCCCUCCCUGAUGAGUGAGCUCCUCCAGGUGAUGAGCUUCUCUGAAGCCAACGGGAGUGAGGCAGAGGAAGAUAGCCCAGACCUCCCAUGUGGUGAGGGGACCAAGGAUGGGGUCCCUCCAGCACUGGGUGCAUUCUAUGGAGAGGACAAAGCAACAUCCAGCUUCUGGGACCACUCCAGGCAGAGCAGCUUGUUGGGGGCCAGCUCACUGCCAAGACUGUCGGUCCAUGCCAAUGGAGAGGCACAUGCCAUCGAGGGCCUUGGAGAGGAUCCUGCCUGGGCUUUGGGGCCAGGGGCUGUGCCCAGAGGAACACCAUGGCAGAGGCACUGGAACAACGGCACCAUCGAGGCAGGAGAGUUUGACCAGGCAGCCCAGGUCCUGGCUCGCCAUUACGGUGGGACCAGCACCCCACGGAGCUCAGAGAAGGGUGAGGGUCCCCAGCAGGCCCGGACUCAGACGCUGUGGGAGAGCCCCAACAGCAGCUCACUGUGGUCACAAGUGACAGAGGAGAGCCAGUCCCCCAAGGCCACCUGGAACCAAGGAGAGGAGGAAGAGAAGGUGGAGGAAGAGGAGGAGGAGGCCAAGCUUUCCAGCCUGCAGGAGUGUUAUGCUGGUGCCCAGGGAAGGCUCAGUAAUUCCUUUGAGUAUGCUGAUGAGGAGGAGGAUGAUGAAGUCAAGGUGUAAACAGCCAUCCCUCUCAUCAUGACCCCUUACCAGAGGCACUGGUGCUGGGGUCUUCACCCUCCUCCCAAUCCCCCACCCUCUGGCACCAGUGUCACCAGCACACCUAGCAGGCAACAUCCUUGCCAAGAUGGGGACACUGGCGGGGCCAGAGGGGGGCAGGAGGAGAGCCUGUCUCCUGGGCAGCUCCCUGGGGCUGGGCCAGGCUGCUGCAGAGGGCUGUGAAUCACAGCACCAUGCAUCCCAGCCCUUCCCUGGCCUUACUGUCGUUAGACAUUCCCAUGUGCCAAAGAAACUCCAAACUGCUUCCUACCUAUCCUGUUCCCUCCAGUGCCCUCUCUGCCAUCCCUCAGCCUGGGCCCACAGGUAUGCCCAGGGACAUGCCCCAUCCUCCCACCAAAGUCCCCAACCACCCUCUGUGCUGGCACAGGUGCCCUCCUGGAAAUAUUCCCACCAACAGCUCUGGCAUGUAGAGGAUGGAGGUCUCCCCAGCUCCAGCUGGUGCAAGACCCUCCCAUAUAGCACAUCUGUCUACCGGGGGAGGUCAGCUGGGGGCUCAAGGGGUAGGCAAACCCCACAGAGGUGAGCUUUCUCUUUUCCGUUCCCCCCCCAAAAGCCAUGAUCUCAGCACUCAGGAGGUGAGAGCACACACGAGAUAAUUGCCUUGCAGAGAUAAUGUCUUUCCACUCACCUCCUGCUGCUGAGCAUCACUUAGGACGGCUCUGUUUCUCACCCCUGCUCCCUCGCAGCAGGGAGGGGAGAAACUUCUCAGCUGGCUGGAGGCAGAGGCAAGGUUGUCAGGUCACCAAAUUUUGCAGUUCAUGCCCUAAAAAUUCCUUUCUUUCCCCCCCACCUCAGAACAAGGGGACUCCCACUUUGCAGCUACUCGGUCUGUGCCACCUCUUCAUCCUCGCCUCCUCUACCCAUUCUCCAUAUGUGCACCCCUCUUUCCAGUGCAUGCCUUCCCAGGGGUACAUGUGGAGAACAGCUAAUGCCCCUUGCUGAGCUGCCCUGGGCGACACAGCCACCCUGGAACAAGCUGCCCCCCACGCUGCCCCGCGUGCAAACUGGCCCUCACAGAAGUGCCUUUGUGCCACAGCAUGGAGCCGAGAUGCUUGGGGGCUGAGGUCACCAGAGGGACCCUCACAGGACACCCCUUGUUCUCUGCAACAGGAAUGCGUGUGCAGCGGGGGAAGAUGCCGGGCCAUGGCUCUAAGGCUCCGCUCCCAUGCAGCUUACCCACCGCCCAGCUGCUUCUGGCAGGGAGCUCUUCAGAGCAGAAUAAAGAGGCUCUGGCAUGCAUGCAUGUGGUACAUUAGAGUGCUGCUUGCAGUCAGGUCAUCGAGGUUAUGGGCAAGCCCAUCUCCCCCAGCCUCCCCAGGCAGCUGACUCGUGCUGCCUGACAGAAGCAAGCUACCCCAGCAGCAGCUUCAAGGAGUCCCCCAGCUCUGGCCAUUGGCACCCAGCAGGAUCAGCCCUAUCACCCCUGCACCCUCUGGGGCAGGGACCCCGGCUCUCAGGAUGAGCUCCCCCUACCCUCUGCUUCCCAGACCAUAACACAAGCUCCAGACCAAAGAUCCAUAUCCGUGGAAUAUCCCUUCUGCCUCCACUCUGUAUCCCAUGCACUUAUUGUUGUCCUUAUUAAAAGUUUUGUUUCUAACUU